CCUCCCUCGCUCCCUCGCCCCUGCCCGCCCUCCCCCGGGCCCCCGCGGAGCUCCCCUCCGCGGCGGAGCCGCCGGCCGAGCCCCAUGGCGCGGAGGGUCACCAGCGGGAGGUUCGCGGACCAAUGGCACACGCACACCGGCAGGAAAGCGCGCGAGGAGGAAGAGAGGAGGCGGCUCCGACAGACCGUGGCGAAGGCCAAGUACAACAUGUCCAAGGGUCUGGAGGCGAGCCGGAUCGAAGACGCGCUAGCCGCGGCAGAGGAGAUGAUGCGUUGCGGGGAGAUGCCCGCCAACGAGCUGCUCUACAGGAUGCUGUGCAUCGCCUGCGAGCUCCCUGGCGUGGAGCGCUUCGCCCGGGUGGUGAACUGCUGUACGAGCGGUGGCCUUUGCAUGCAGGCCCUGGAGUGGGCGGGGGUGGUCGGGCGCCUCAUGGAGCGCGACGCCCCUCACGCCCAGGUGCGCGUGUGCCUCAACUUCGGGGUGCCCAGGGGCGGGGAGGUCCUGGGGCUGGUCCCGGUCGACGCCGACCGCGAGUCGGACGUCAUGAAGGUCUUCGCGGGAGCCGAGCACCUGGACCUGGGCGAGCUCUCGGACGAGAACGACGUCGCGGAGGCCGCCAGGAGAGCGGGGCGCACGGUCGACGAGUGGGCGCGGGUGCCGAAGAAGCUCGUGUUCACAAUCGGCGGCGUCGCGUCCGCGCUGGCCGGGGAGUACAAGAGGUGCAGCUUCGUCUCCGGCGACGGGCUGCGGAGCAAGAGGCCCGUCUUCAAGAACAAGCGCAAGGAGAGCACCAUCUUGGCGUACUUCUUCGAGCCCUCGGAGCAGGACGCGGCUCCCGGCGAGGAGACGUGGGAGGCCGGCUGGUACCUCGGCGACGAGGUCGGCGGUGGGGGCAUCACGUUCGCGUACUGCCCCGCGCGCGGCAACCAGGCCAUGGCGGCGCUGGUGCCGCCGGAGGAAGACACGUGGCUCGUGCUCGACGGCAAGGGGGGCAAGCUUGAGGAGCCCGGGACCUUCACGAAGGCCCCGGAGAAGGCCAAGGCCUCCGACGCGCAGGUGGUGGAGUGGAGCGAGGCGCAGCAGCUCCUGGAGCAGAUCGACCUCGCCGCCGUCCCCGGCCGCGUGGGCAUGGACAAGGACCCCGAUGCCAUUAGGUACUUCUGCCACUUCUUCAUCCUGCUUCACCUCGAGCAGCUUGCGGAGGUGUCCACCUUCCGGGGCAGGUUCGGCUUCAGGACGGGGGAGGAGCUCGCCAGAUUUGGGAUCGCGGUGGUCGGCACGAAAGUCACCUCCGUCUCCAUGUUCAGGCAGGAGUCCAGAAGGGCGGCCCUGCCGGGCUGGCCCGAGGUGGGUCACACGCACGUCACCUUCAAGCUCAACCCGAGGUCCGUGGACAGGUCCCGGUUCUCCCUGAAGACCGGGGAGUCGGUGCUCGUGUCCCGGGGGCAUCCUUUGCAGAGCCGCGUCGGGGAGGGGAGCGUGAAGUUCGCGGACUUCGCCACCCAGGAGCUGGUCGUCAUGGUCCACGGAAAGUGGGCGGACUUCGAGCCCAACGCCAUGUUCCGCCUGGACAGCUACGCGAACAGGACAACGUUCGAGCGACAGCUGACCUCGUUGCUGCAGUUCAUCACCAUGCAGCGCACCAAGAUGCAGGAAAUGCUAAUCGCCGCCGGCGUUGGCAAGGUGGACCUGGCCGUGCUUGGCGGGGACGGCCUGGUGGACCCCGGGAAAGGCACCAAACUGGGCGAGGAGAGCGGCGGCAAGGAGGCCGCGGGGGAGGCGCCGAAGCCACGGAACAGCAGCGUCCUGACGGCCAGCGAGGUGCGGGCCAUGCUGACCUCCAGGACGCCGCGGGCGCGGGCCAUUGAGAGCUUAUACGCCGACAAGCUCAUACCAUUCGGCCGUAUCCUCCUGAAACGUGUGGGUGAGCAUGCGGCCGACAUCGCUGCCAAAGGCGUCCUGAGCGGCAAGACCACGUGCAGCUACGUCUCCACCGACGAAGGGCACAUUCCCUUCGUCGACCCGAUGCAUCUGAUGCGCGUCUGCAGGCAGUGCCCUCGGCUGCGCGUGGAAUGUGUGGACUCCGGCGAGUACGUGGCGAUGACCCCUACUCCCGCCGAGCUCUGGGCCGACCUCGUGACCUACUUCCACGGGCCCGCCGACUCCCAGCCGCCGCUCCCAGCGGGCAGGUACAAUUGCGCCCGGGCGCUCAAGGCGCGCGGCCUGCCGUUCCUCGGUGGUCGUAGCCUCGGGGAGGUGUGCCAUACACUCGCGCUCGCGAUGUCCCAGAAGAAGAUCCUGGGCCACUUCAAGGGCCACACCGUCCCCUACGCGCGCUCCGAGAGCGGGCACAAGCCUUCGCCGCUGCGGGCCCACCCCUGGCCGGGGCUGGGGGCGCCGCAGCCGGCGUACAUCACGCCCACGCUGCUCGAGAGCAUCAAGCCCCUGAGCGCGAAGUGGGCCAGCGGGCCUGGCGGAGUGGUGGAUGAUCGGCCGCGCGGCGGGCGGAGCGGGCCUUUCGGCCUGGACCCCGCGUGGGCGAGCGGGCCCUCCGGGCUGGGGGUCGACCUGGCGGCCUGGGACCGCGACCGCGACCUCCAGUGCGCGGGGUGGCCGCCCGGCCUGCAGGGCAACAGCCUCGGCCUGGCGUGCGCGGCCUACGCGCUCGAGACCGGGAGCCCUUGCUCUCCGCCGGCCCCGGCGUCCUCGGGGCCCCGCCUCUGCGUGACUGGCGCCGGCCUGCGGCGUCGGCGAAGCUGCGGGGCCGGGGCCAUGAACCAGAUGCAGCAGUUCUCCACGGCUCCCCAGGCGGUGGGGACGAGGAAGAAGUUCCGCGAGCCCGAUGACCGCACGAUGUCCACCAAGGGCAACAUGAUGCAGGAUCGGCGAGUGGUCCGUGGCAACACAUACGCGGCGCUGGUGGCGCCGCAGCCCGACGCGGCCGAGGUCCAGAAGCAGCGCGAGGCGCAGCGGAGGCGGCUGAUGCGCGCAAGCCAGAAGGAGAAGCGCCCAGGCACGCCGGAGCCCGUGAUGGGCCGGAAGCACAUGGACAUCCAGACCGACUCGUACCUGGAGGAGCUCACGGAGCGGACAGUGGAGUUCGAGGCGGAGACCCAGACCGACUUCCUGCUGGACAGGCCGCCCUCGCCGCUGUUCCUGCCCGCGAAGAUCGGGGUCGACAUCGCGACGCAGAUCGAGGAGGGCGAGCUCUUUGACUUCGACGUGGAGGUGGAGCCCAUACUCGAGGUCCUGGUGGGCAAGACGCUCGAGCAGAGCGUGAUGGAGGUGCUCGAGGAGGAGGAGCUCGAGUCCCUUCGCAGGCACCAGGAGGACUUUGAGAAGCGCCGCAACGCGGAGCUGCAGGAAGUGCAGCGCAUGGAGGCCGCCGAGUCGCGCCGCAACGACGAGAUGCUGCGGCGCAAGGAGCAGCAGGCCGCGCAGAGGGAGCAGGACCUGAGCAAGAUGCGGAAGGUCGUGUCCCGCAGCGUGGCGGCGGCGCACCUCAGCAGCCUCAAAGACCGGGCGCUGCAGCACCUGCUCGACGCCGGGGUGUUCGCCGACCCCAUGGAGAUGGCCGUGGAGACCGCGUUCAUGCCGCAGCUCUUCAAGAUGGCUGCGAAGCAGAUGGCCAGCAUCGUGCAGACGCGGAACCUCUUGGACAGCGUGGCAAGCGAGGCCGUCGGCGGCAGGCUCGACGCCCACGGCCGCGUCCUGGCCGUCGAGCGCAGGCGCCUUGCGCAGAUCGACCAGGCGGAGCGCGAGGCGCGCCUGGAGAAGGCGGAGGAGGCGGCGGCCCGCCAGAGGGACGCGGAGCGCGUGGAGAGGGAGCAGAGCCUCUUGGCGGCCUGGCAGGCCCGCGUCCCUACGCCGCCACCGCCGGCCGAGGAGUUCCAGGUGUCCGACCUGGACGCGGAGAACAAGCUUCUGAUCCUCGACAGGGCGCCCGGCAAGGCAAAGGUGCCCGAGGAGAUGAUGGAGGAGUUACAGGCGAAGCUCGCGGGCCUCACGGAGGGCCAGAAGCUGGUGGCCACGCUGGUCGGCCCCGACGGCCGGCUCAUCCUGCAGGCCGCCGAAGGCGGCGCUGCGGCGGCCAGCGAGGCGGCGGCGGAAGAGCCAGCCGGAGGCGGGGCCCCGGCCCCCGAGGCCGCGGAGGCCGAGGAGGAGCUGCCGACGCUCGCCGAGGUCCGCGUCGCGGAGCCCACGGCCCCGACGCCCGAGGCGGAGGCCGCGGAGGACCCCGAGGCCGAGUAG
This is a messenger RNA of Prorocentrum cordatum, 4251 nucleotides long. NCBI's taxonomy places the organism in Eukaryota, Dinophyceae, Prorocentrales, Prorocentraceae. The record is from the annotation of a GenBank genome assembly.